Molecule: messenger RNA, 215 nt
Organism: Paramecium primaurelia
Lineage: Eukaryota; Ciliophora; Oligohymenophorea; Peniculida; Parameciidae
Source: the annotation of a GenBank genome assembly
AUGGAUUCUUAUAAUGAAACCAAGUACAAGGAAUUAAAGAAGAAGUAUGCUAUUCUAAUGAAAGUAUAUCUUAUUUCUUAUUGUAAUAGCAAUAUCAAAUGAUUUAAUAAGAAUAUGAAAAAGUUAAUGGUGAAUUAGCAGAAUCUAAUUAAGAGAAAAGAAUUCUUCAAAAUCGAAUUAAUGAAAUAUUAGGAAAAUAAAGUGAAGACAAUUGA